This is a messenger RNA of Gordionus sp. m RMFG-2023, 596 nucleotides long. Its product is annotated as kappaPI-actitoxin-Avd3c-like. Bases 57 to 332 code for a protein of 91 amino acids. Gene Ontology annotation, molecular function: serine-type endopeptidase inhibitor activity. Lineage: Eukaryota; Metazoa; Nematomorpha; Gordioida; Chordodea; Parachordodidae. The record is from RefSeq and is a predicted model, not a curated record. The transcript is spliced from 3 exons.
CAUUAAAUUAAAGAUUAAAAUUUUUUAUAUAUUUUUAUUUAAAAUAAAAAUCAAACAUGAAGUUUGUGACAUAUUUUAUUGCUUGUCUGAUUAUACUAGGAGGUUAUAACUAUUUCUCAGUAUCCUCGAUAGCGUGCAGUUCGGCAUCUCCUCCUGUUGAAGACAUAUGUCUAUUGCCAAAGGAUGUUGGACCAUGUAAAGCUGCUUUUAAAAGGUGGUAUUACAACUCUAUGAAGAGAAAGUGUUUAGAAUUUAUCUACGGGGGUUGCAAAGGGAACUCAAAUAAUUUCACUUCCUUGAAAAUUUGUAAAAAGACUUGCAAUAGAAAUUAAGAUUUAUUUAACUAUAAAUUUCAUUCCAAUAUUUUAAAUUAGAGAAUUUGCUAAUAUAUAUUAUUAACUAGUAAUUCUAUAUUUCUCCAAAAUUAAACACAUUUAUAAAUUAGAUAUACAUAUUAUGAUAUUUACAUUAUAUAAAUCAGUCAUAAAAAUAUUUGUAAUAAUUAUUUUUACGAUAUUCCUCAUGUAUCAGUUCUAUACUAAUUAUAUAUUGCGUUUGUCACCUUUACUUGUUAAUAAAUUAACAAUAUAAAAAUA